AGUACUGAAACGAAAAGCUCGCUAGAUAGUCAGUACACCUAGAGCUUUAACGGUUUUUGCAACGAAAGCUCCGUGCGUUAAGUGUUUCGAAGCGGGAAAGCUCGCAACAAAAAGGGGAAUUGAAAAGAAAGGUUUCAGGGACGUCUAAAAGCAUUUCGAUCAACUUCUCAAUCUUACCUCGAAGAUGUCAACUCAUUACAAACUGAUAUAUUUCAACGCGAGGGGUCGAGCGGAACAUAUAAGAUUUAUUUUCGCUUAUGCUGGAGUUCCAUAUGAAGACGAGCGAGUCUCCAGGGAAAAAUGGCCGGAUUAUAAAAAAAGAACUCCCUUUGGAACGUUACCUGUUUUGGAAAUUGAUGGAAAACCGAUUGCGCAAAGUAAUGCUAUCGCUAGAUAUUUAGCAUCUAAAUAUGAUUUACUUGGAAAAAAUGAAUGGGAAACUUUGCAGUGUGAUGUUUUAGUUGAUGCUUUAGGGGAUCUUAAACAAGUACUGUGGCAAUUAAGAUCAGAAGAAGAUCCAAUAAAACGUGAAGAACGUAAAGUAAAAUUAAUGAUGGAAACAAUUCCAUUUUACCUAUCAAAAUUUGAGAGUAUCGUCGCAAAAAAUAAUGGUUAUUCAGUUGGAGAUGGCAUUACUUGGUGUGACUUUGUAUUCGCGGUAUCUCUAGAAAGUUUCGAGUUAAUCUUCGGUAAAGCUUCAUUGGAACGUUAUCCUCACCUAAAAGCUUUAAAAGAUAUGGUCUACGCCCUACCUGCCAUCGCGGAAUGGGUGAACAAACGUCCGUACACGGAUUCCUAAACACAAUGCGAAGCACUUCGAAAACGUUUUCGCUCGGAGACUGUCGAAAAUAUAACGUGUUUGUUCGUUUUAUUUCGAAACAACCCUGGAGUAUAUGGGAUUUCUUCCUGUAUUUCCAAUGUUUACAGACCCAAAAGAGGAAUGUCGCUGCUAUAUUUUUGAUAGUCCAACAAAAUUUAUUUGUACAUAAUACAAUUUAAAGGUAAUGUUUCAAGAAAAACAUAUAAUGAAUGUUAUUGGUAGAGGAAAAUAAUGUUGUUAUUGGCGAUGUUGUGUAGAUAGUUGUAUAAUAAGUAUAAAAUAUAAAUAAAGAGGAAUUAAAAGAUGAAA
Molecule: messenger RNA, 1129 nt
Organism: Onthophagus taurus
Lineage: Eukaryota; Metazoa; Arthropoda; Insecta; Coleoptera; Scarabaeidae
Product: glutathione S-transferase
Biological process (GO): glutathione metabolic process
Molecular function (GO): glutathione transferase activity
Source: RefSeq, a predicted model, not a curated record